AUGGGUGACUAUUAUGAACAAAGAGCCAACGGGAACCUACUCAUCACAGAAGGGACCAUCAUAUGGGACGAUGGCGCAGGAUGGAGGAAUGCUCCUCGCAUUGAUACACAACAACACGCAGAGGCCUGGAAACCCAUUAUCGACCGCGUCCAUGCCAAGGAUGCCCUCGUUUACUGUCAACUGUGGCGCAUUGGACGGCAGUCUCACACAUCCCAUCAUCCGGAAUCGAAGCGCCGCAUUGUGGGACCAAGCGAGAUUGCCAUUGAAGGCAAGGUGAAGACCGUGGACGGUCAAGAUGCCGACCCCGAAGUUCCUCAUGCCUUGACGAUUGACGAAAUCAAGUCCACCGUUCUAGAUUAUUGCAAUGCUGCCAAGGUGAGUGGAACUUGGUUGAUGGUGUUGAUGAUGACGAGAGAUACUUGA
Molecule: messenger RNA, 423 nt
Organism: Seminavis robusta
Lineage: Eukaryota; Bacillariophyta; Bacillariophyceae; Naviculales; Naviculaceae
Source: the annotation of a GenBank genome assembly